UCUUCAUCUUCAUCUGCUGAGUUGUUUGGUGUUUUUCCAUUUACCUUCAUCUAAGCAGUGAGUAUGGGGAAAUCUAUGGUCAUCACGCUCAUACUUGUUGUCUCCCUCAGUUUAUUUAAUUUCCAUGUCUCCUCCGCUAAGCGUACCAUUCUGAUUGGAGACCGUCGAAUGUUACCUAGUUGUACAGACUGCCACAGAUAUACUUCUGAUCCUACUUGCUGCCAUUUGCCACAUCAUCCUAAUUUGUCACCACUCAUGGAGGAAGUGGAGCAUUCCUCACCACAGCAAAAAUCAGUGGAGAAGCAUUUCUCACCAGAUGAGAAAUCAGUAGAGCGUUUAUCAGCAGAUGAAAAAACGGCUUAAAAGAAAAAGCCUAAAAUAAGGCAGCUAAUCUGUUUUGAUGGUAUAAUGGAAUAAGUAUAGAUCUAAUUAUUUUUAUGGAGUUUUGGAGUUUUAAAGAUAGAGCGACUUUUUUUCAA
This is a messenger RNA of Cryptomeria japonica (Japanese cedar), 479 nucleotides long. RefSeq lists its product as uncharacterized. The record is from RefSeq and is a predicted model, not a curated record. NCBI's taxonomy places the organism in Eukaryota, Viridiplantae, Streptophyta, Pinopsida, Cupressales, Cupressaceae. The transcript has a single exon. Bases 64 to 363 code for a protein of 99 amino acids.